Cadophora gregata is the source of this 1059-nucleotide messenger RNA. RefSeq lists its product as uncharacterized. The record is from RefSeq and is a predicted model, not a curated record. The transcript is spliced from 2 exons. NCBI's taxonomy places the organism in Eukaryota, Fungi, Ascomycota, Leotiomycetes, Helotiales, Ploettnerulaceae. Gene Ontology annotation, biological process: cell wall modification. The coding region runs from base 1 to 1059 and encodes 352 amino acids. Gene Ontology annotation, molecular function: pectinesterase activity.
AUGCGUUCCUUCCUACUCCUUGCGCUGUUAAUCAGCCUUGUAACCUCAAGUCCUCUUGCGGCCAAGAAAAUUAAAGCUACCAAUGCCAAUGCCAUUGUUCGAGCUAUUGACCAGAGUACACCUCCAGCGGGUGCAGUUGUCGUCGAUGCCAGUGGUGCCAUUUCAGGAUCUUUCAAGACUGUUCAGGCGGGCGUAGAUGCCCUCUCCAAGACUACCACUGAGUCUCAAACUCUUUUCAUCAUGGGCGGGACCUACAAGGAGCAAGUCUACAUCCAGGCACUCAUGUCACCACUUGUUGUUCUGGGUGAGACUACCGACGCCAGAUGUUACAAGGGCAACAAAGUUACCAUCAUCAACAACAUCUCUCGCAACAAUGUCUCCAACAAUGAUCUCACCGCAACCGUCCGAAACUGGACCCCUAAUUCCAAAUUUUACAAUGUAAAUUUCGAGAAUAACUUUGGACACACUGCCACCAACGGCCAGAACCUGGCCCUCUCGGCACAAGCAACUAACCAAGGAUACUACGGAUGCCAAUUUAUCGGUUACCAAGAUACAAUCCUCGCUAACACCGGCAAUCAACUUUACGCCAAGAGCAAAAUCGUGGGCGUUGUUGAUUUUAUCUUUGGUCAAAGGGCCAAAGCUUGGUUUGAAGCGGUCGACAUUCGUACCUUCGACAAGGGCUACAUUACUGCUUCAGGAAGAGAAACUGAGGCUAACGAUUCCUGGUACGUGAUCAACAAGUCCACCGUCGCUGCACGAGACACCGAUGUUGAAGCUGGAUCUACCGUUCUUGGACGUCCAUGGAAGGAGUAUGCACGAGUUGUUUUCCAGAACUCCGAGCUCAGUGAUGUGGUCAAUGCUGUUGGAUGGUCGCAAUGGAGUAAUGCUACUCCAAAUAUCGCCAACUCGUAUCUUGCCGAGUAUGGCAACACCGGCGCUGGGGCUGCUACGGCGGGCAGAGCUGCGUUUGCAAGGCAGUUGGAUGCACCGGUGAAGAUUGAGUCGAUAUUGGGGGCUUCGUGGGCUUCGGCUUCUUAUGUAGAUACUACUUAUAUGUAA